CUCUGACUUUGCCAUGUCCUCAACCCCCUCAUUCCAGCUGGGUACUUUCGCUAAGGGCACAAGUUCAUCACUUGGCCACGCCAAGUCCUCGGUCCCCAAACUGGUCUGUCCUGUUGGGCUGGGGGAGGGGAAGUAUUUGGGAUCCCUUUUCUGGGCCCUAACUUAAGGGCCCCGAUUGGCCUCUAGGGGGAGGACAUCCACCCCCACUGGUAUUCCCUGGAGAGGCAUCCCGGAUCUUUCUCUUGUCCCUUCUCCCAGACCAGGAUCUACCUUUCACUGCAUUUACCUCCUGGAAAUUAGGCUUUUCCUAAUACAGGAACUGGCAUCCAGACCAGUUAUCUUUUUCCCUUGACUGGGAAUCAUAUUUCUGUAAUCCUAAAAGAAGCUGUGCUUUUUCUUUCCCCAAGCUGAAUCCCGUUCUCCCUUGGGAUCUUAGUGUUAAUAAUAGUUCACAUCUAUUAUAUAGUGCUUUCAGGUUUCUGCACAACAACCCUGUGAAAUAGGUAGAGCCAGUAUUAUUACUCCCAUAUUCUAACUUAGGAAACUGAAGUUUUAAGUAAAGUAAUUUUCUUAAGGUCAAACAGCUAGUAAGCAUCUGAACCUGGAUUUGAAGUCAGGUCUGACCCCAAGUCCAGUGUUCCUCCCAGGACAUCAAACUGUCUCUCUACAGAUGGAGAGAACUUUCCUUUCUCCUCUUUCCAACAUUCCCAACUUUAGAUGAUGCCUCACAGACCUACCCCUCCAGAGCCCCCUGGACCCCCUACAUCCCUUCAAGCAACAGCCUGAGUCCAGUCACACUCCAGGAUGUUUCGUCGGAUUCUAGAUCGGCCUUGCACACUGGCCUUGCUUGUGGGCUCCCAGCUGGCUGUCAUGAUGUACCUGUCCCUUGGUGGUUUUCGUAGCCUUGGUGCCCUGUUUGGUCGAGACCCAGGCCCCACCUUUGAUUAUUCACGACCCCAUGAUGUCUAUACCAACCUCAGCAGACUGCCUGGGGCCCCUGCUGCCCCAGGGGCUCCUGUGGCUCCAGAGGCCUUGCCCUACUGCCCUGAGCGCUCUCCCCUCCUAGUGGGUCCUGUGUCAGUGUCCUUUAGCCCAGUGCCAUCAAUGGCACAGAUUUUGGAGAGGAACCCUCGAGUAGAGGUUGGGGGCCGCUACCAUCCAGGGGAUUGUGAGCCUCGAUCUCGAACCGCCAUCAUUGUGCCCCAUCGGGCUCGGGAACCCCAUCUUCGGCUGCUACUCUAUCACCUACAUCCUUUUCUACAGCGUCAGCAGCUCGCCUAUGGCAUCUAUGUUAUUCACCAGGCUGGAAAUGGAACAUUUAAUCGGGCAAAGUUGCUCAAUGUAGGGGUACGGGAAGCCCUUCGUGAUGAAGAGUGGGACUGCCUAUUUCUGCAUGAUGUGGAUUUGCUGCCUGAAAAUGAUCACAAUCUUUAUGUAUGUGACCCUGGGGGGCCCAGGCAUGUUGCUGUUGCCAUGAACAAGUUUGGAUAUAGCCUCCCAUACCCCCAGUACUUUGGGGGCGUCUCGGCUCUUACUCCGGAUCAGUACCUGAAGAUGAAUGGCUUCCCUAAUGAAUAUUGGGGUUGGGGUGGAGAAGAUGAUGAUAUUGCCACCAGGGUUCGUCUAGCUGGUAUGAAGAUCUCUCGACCGCCCAUCUCUGUGGGACACUACAAGAUGGUGAAACACCGAGUAGACAAGGGAAAUGAAGAAAACCCUCACAGGUUUGACCUCUUGAUCCGGACACAACGUUCAUGGACACAGGAUGGGAUGAACUCACUGACAUACCGAUUGCUGGCUCGAGAACUGGGCCCACUUUAUACCAAUAUUACAGCAGACAUUGGGGUUGAUCCCCGUGGCCCUCGGCCUCCCUCAAGUCCCAAAUUCCCACCUGGUUCCUCUCAGGCUUUUCGGCACGAAAUGCUACAUCGCCGGCCUCCAGUACGGCCUGGUCCUCUGCCUCCUGCCAACUACACUGGUUCCCACUGACAACCCCUCAUCUCAUUUGAGAUUAGAGGGAAUAUGUCCUCUCCUGGUCCCCUUUCACUGCUGCCUAAGGGGUUACCUCUGCUGGGCCAGAGCUGGGCUCCUGUGGCCUUGGAGGGCCCUACUUCUGGGUCCCCGAGAUAGGGCAUAUGACUGUGAUUCACAGAUGUGUUAUACGUAAUGCUGACUCUCCACUUCUGUGGGAGUACCCUGCCACUAGGGUGGGAGUAGGUUUGGGACCUAGGGUUCACCUACUUCCCCCUCUUCACCCCAUCCCCAAAAGAGGGCUCAGGUAUGACCCUCCUCCCUGGGCCCCUGUGAAUAUUUAUUUUAUUUAUGGCCCCUGGGGGAAUGUGUCAGUUGGGAAGGGCAUAGCCCUCCCCUAUGGGAUUCUCUUCUGGGGUGUCUCUUCACCAGGUCUGUCUAGAAACCCUGGGAUUUUUAUAUAUUUUCUAAUAAAGGACUCUGUGGUGUCUCUCCUUU
This is a messenger RNA of Gracilinanus agilis (Agile Gracile Mouse Opossum), 2466 nucleotides long. It is a transcript of the gene B4GALT3, whose product is annotated as beta-1,4-galactosyltransferase 3. The coding region runs from base 805 to 1986 and encodes 393 amino acids. The transcript has 7 exons. Gene Ontology annotation, molecular function: glycosyltransferase activity. Gene Ontology annotation, biological process: carbohydrate metabolic process; galactosylceramide biosynthetic process. The record is from RefSeq and is a predicted model, not a curated record. Lineage: Eukaryota; Metazoa; Chordata; Mammalia; Didelphimorphia; Didelphidae.